This is a messenger RNA of Pipistrellus kuhlii (Kuhl's pipistrelle), 1515 nucleotides long. RefSeq names its product acidic nuclear phosphoprotein 32 family member B (gene ANP32B). Gene Ontology annotation, cellular component: nucleus. The record is from RefSeq and is a predicted model, not a curated record. The transcript is spliced from 7 exons. Bases 329 to 1108 code for a protein of 259 amino acids. NCBI's taxonomy places the organism in Eukaryota, Metazoa, Chordata, Mammalia, Chiroptera, Vespertilionidae. Gene Ontology annotation, biological process: regulation of apoptotic process. Gene Ontology annotation, molecular function: histone binding.
CGCGCGGGGCCGAGUGAGCGCAGCAGCCGCCAGCGCCGCGUCGCCGGGUUGGGCGCAGUGCGGCCCGCGGCCGGGGGCGGCGGUAGUGAGGCCCGCGCCGCGCUCCAGCCCCCUUUUCCCUCCAUGGUUUCUCUUCGCUCCCGCGAGUAACUUGGCUCCGGGGGCUCCGCUCGCCUGCCCGCGCGCCGCCCGCCGCCCAGCACCGCGCCGCCGGCCUCCGCCGCCAGCAGACCCCUCCCGACGGCCCCAGCUGCGCAGGCCGGGACGCCUCUCCCCCCUCCGCCUCCGCCGCGGAAAGUUAAGUUUGAAGAGGGGGGAAGAGGGGAACAUGGACAUGAAGAAGAGGAUCCACCUGGAGCUGAGGAACCGGACCCCGGCAGCUGUUCGAGAACUUGUCCUGGACAAUUGCAAAUCAGAUGAUGGAAAAAUUGAGGGCUUAACAGCUGAAUUUGUGAACUUAGAGUUCCUCAGUUUAAUAAAUGUAAACUUGAUUUCAGUUUCAAAUCUCCCCAAACUACCAAAAUUGAAAAAGCUAGAGCUCAGUGACAAUAGAAUCUCUGGAUGUUUGGACAUGUUGGCAGAAAAACUUCCAAAUCUCACACACCUAAAUUUAAGUGGAAAUAAACUGAAAGAUAUCAGUACCUUGGAACCUUUGAAAAAAUUGGAAUGUCUGAAAAGCCUGGAUCUGUUUAACUGUGAGGUUACCAACCUGAAUGACUACCGAGAGAGUGUCUUCAAGCUCUUGCCCCAGCUGACCUACCUGGAUGGCUAUGACCGAGAGGAUCGAGAAGCUUCUGACUCAGAUGCCGAGGUGGACGGUGUGGAUGAAGAAGAGGAUGAUGAAGAAGUGGAAGAUGAGGAGGAUGAGGAGGAGGAGGAUGGUGAUGAAGAAGAAUUUGAUGAUGAAGAGGAUGAAGAUGAAGACGAAGAUGUAGAAGGAGAAGAGGAUGAAGAUGAAGUCAGUGGAGAGGAAGAAGAAUUUGGACAUGAUGGAGAAGUUGAUGAAGAUGAAGAUGAUGAGGAUGAGGAUGAAGAUGAAGAGGAGGAAGAAAGCGGGAAAGGUGAAAAGAGGAAGAGAGAAACGGAUGAUGAAGGAGAAGAUGAUUAAGAGCCCAAAUAACCUGCAAAAAAAAAAGAAAAGAACAGAACUGUUCAGUAUUGGUUGGACUGCUCAUCAUAUGGAUUUGGUAGCUGUUUAAAAAAAAAAAAAAAAAAAAAAAGGUAGCUGUGAUACAAACCCCAGGACACCCACCCACCCAAAGAGCCAAAGAAUAGUUCCUGUGACAUUCCGCCUUCCUCCAUUUAGUCCCUUUUGGAAAUUCGCCACCAAGCUUGGGGCUGCACCCCAACAAAAUUGUAAGCGUUGUUAGGUUUUCAUGUAAGACUCUUGCUGUAGCGUGGAUAGCUGUGAUUGGUGAGUCAACCAGCUGUGGCUACCAGUUACACCAAGACUGUAACAGCAUUUUUACUUUCUGUACAACAAAGAAGCUUUGUAAAUAAAAUCUUAACAUUUUG